GAUCCCGAUCCAAAUGGAUCCUAGCAGCCGCGUCUUGAUGAGCCGGAUCCAAGGCGAUCCGCUCCGGGUUUUGUGCGGCGUCGACCACCGCCUCCACCACCACCACCGCCUUCACCUCCUCAGGCAACCGUGGGGGGUCGUCACGGCAACCCGGAGCGGCACGCGCCGAUCGGGAUCCGGACCAAGCUUUGAAACGGGAUCCACGCCGGGUUUUGGAUCGGGAGCCUCGGCGCCUCCGCCCGCUGGGCCGUUCGCGAAUCCCGGGGCGGAUCGCCGCCACGCGGGAGGAUCGGAUCGCGUUAGCGCGACGCCGAGGGCUGAAUCCGCUUCGGGUUUUGGCUUCGGCACGGGGAUCCACUCGCUGCUUGCCGAGGCGGUGAACUCGGCUCGGAUCAGAUCCGGGUCUGCUUCUGGUUUUGGCUACGGGAUUGGAUCGGGAUUCGGAUUUGAAUCCGUCUCCGGGCUAGGAUCUGGUUCUGGUUUUCCUGCCGGGAUUGGACCUGGAUCCGGAUUGGGAUCUGGAUUUGAAUCUGGAUUGGAAUUUGGAUCGGGAUUGGGAUCUGGAUCGGGAUUUGGAUCGGGAUUGGGAUCUGGAUCCGAUUGGUCAUCCGCUCCGGGUUUUGGCUCCAGGGCGGAGCCGGUGCUGGCAGUGAUCGACGCUGAGGAGAGGCGCAGUGAAUCAGAGGAGAAACUCGAAUCCUAUAUGAGUCGUGUAGGAGCAUUGAGGACCUCCUGCAAGGAGGACGUGGAGCUGUUGGUGGAGCUCAUUGAGGAUCUCACUGCUGAGCGAUGGAAUCCCGUCGCCUGGGACUCAGCAAAACGAAAACUUCAGGAAGCCACAAAGCAGGUUCUGCCACUGGAGAUCCAAAACGCCCGUCUCAGUCUGGCCGUGCAGCAAACGCAGAGCUCCGCUGAUGACUACAAAGUGAGGAUGGAGGGUGAGUGUUUGCUGCGGGUGGAUGUUGAAAGGCGGCUGGCUGACGUCCACCGAUGGGUGGACGACUUCUCCAGCUCACGCCCCGAGUUGGAGUCUAAGGUGGAGCGACUCCGUGAGAAGUUGUCCACCCUGCAGAGGGAGCACUUACAGGCACAGGCUGUGAUUCUCUCACAGCUGCUCAGCAGAGACCUCUGGCGUGGCCACGAGCUCCCUCUGCUGUCUGCACAGGCUGUGAUUCUCUCACAGCUGCUCAGCAGAGACCUCUGGCGUGGCCACGAGCUCCCUCUGCUGUCUGUGGAUCCGAGCGAGGCUCUGGGUGAGGCUCUCAGAGCCGGCCUGGCUUACGUGAAGAGCCACGCCUCUGGUACGACCACAACUACCCAGCUCAGCGUGGAGUCUGGGGUUGACAACCCCAUGGUGCUGAGAGCCUUGGCCGACCGUCUGAGGCAGCGGAUCGAGCAGCUCAACUACAAGAAGCAGAUUCUGCGGCAAUCUCUCUCGUCACAAUCAGCUCCACAAUCAUCGUCACAAUCAUCAUCACAAUCAUCAUCACAACCGCAAUCAUCAUCAUCAUCACAAUCAGCUCCACAAUCAUCGUCACAAUCAUCAUCACAAUCAUCGUCAUCAUCAUCAUCGGCGGCGGCUCCACUCAUCGCUGCAACCGAAGCCGCCUCCUCCGUCCUGGAGGCGGAGCUCCGCGCCGUGCGGGCCCAGGCCGCCACGGAGCUCCGCGAGGGGGACCUCGCCCUGAGGCUGCGCUCCCUCCUCCUCCGUGAGGCCGCCGCCUUCAGGAGGCAGCUGCAGCCCCUCGGUGGAGGCGGAGCGCAAGGAGGCCGGCUCCUGGCGGAGCUCCGUCGACCGCCAUCUCCUCCUCUGCCCAGAGACCCAGGUUGCCGUGUGCCGGAGCGAGCGAUCCACAUCACAACGCAGGAGAUCAGUGACGGGCGAAUUGUGUCUGAGACGGUGGAGCUUACAGACUCCACUAGCACCUAAUAGUACCAGCUAGUACUACUAACUAGUACUAGUAGUACUAGUAC
Messenger RNA from Petromyzon marinus (sea lamprey), 1974 nucleotides. Lineage: Eukaryota; Metazoa; Chordata; Hyperoartia; Petromyzontiformes; Petromyzontidae. The record is from RefSeq and is a predicted model, not a curated record.